This is a messenger RNA of Megalopta genalis, 2777 nucleotides long. RefSeq lists its product as uncharacterized. NCBI's taxonomy places the organism in Eukaryota, Metazoa, Arthropoda, Insecta, Hymenoptera, Halictidae. The record is from RefSeq and is a predicted model, not a curated record.
CAGGUAGCCGCCGGUAUUUCCGUCGCGUAUCCCGCGUGGAAAUAGAAUUCGCGCGGAGGGGGCGUUUGUUUUGCACGCAUUAGGGGGCGAGCAAAUAUACGGCCGGUUAUUUUGGUCCGAGCGGUGCAUAGCGCGUAGUUUUGCAGGACGGUAAUGCUGACCUGAAUUCGCGGUCGCGUCGAAUCGCCCGAUACGAAGGACGAUUUGGAAUAUAUCGCGGCGGCCCUCGCCGGAUUAAACUUUCGAGCGUGGGAGGGCGCGAAGCAUUUCAUUAAGUCCGCCAUUGUGCCGGGACAAAGACGCGACUCGCGCCGGAAGAGAAGCCGGAAUCUGUUUCGCGAUUGUUUGCCGCGAUGUCGGCGCUUCCUGCUCGCCUAACCUAAAGCCCUGAGCCCUCGCCGUGCCAAAAAUGUAGCCGGAAGAACGGUCUCCCAUCGUCGCAGCCCGUCUCGAUCCGAUCGCCCAUCGAACAGCAUCAUGCCGCGCGACGUUUAGGACCCACCGAAUCAUCCAGGAUGGCAAAAUUCCCCGAGGACUUCGCCGAUAGGUUGCUCGAGCUGCAUAAUCGGUACAGGCAGACUCAUAAUUCUCCGCCGUUGGAAAUUAUCGACGAGCUGAGCGAAUCGGCGCAGAAAUGGGCGGACCGUUUGGCCGAGGAGGGCAUGCUGGUGUACAAAUCGGAUCCCGACUACGGCGAGAACAUAUUCGCGGGGUUCCUUCGGGACUCGCCAGAAAAUGCGAAGCCGGAGGAUCCGAUCGAGCUCUGGUACCGCGAGGGCAGAUACUUCAAGUACGGCGAGGAGACGCCGAAGAACGUCGAGGACGUGCGACGCUUCACGCAACUCGUUUGGAAAGCAACCACUUCGCUGGGAAUCGGCACGGCGAUCGGCGACGACAAGGAAACGUAUAUCGUCUGCUUCUACCAACCACCUGGAAACGUGCCUGAGGAAUUUGCGGCGAACGUUCUGGCACCCGUCGAGGAAGGAGAGGCGGAACUGCUGCCGCGCGAAGCUGAGGAGAUCAGGACCGUCGAUAUUCCGCCGAAGAUAAUAGAGUCGAUGGAGCGUCUGUACGCAGUGCCGUCGGAGAAGCUGCGCGUUUGGUCCGCCUGGCUGACGAAGAUCACCGAGAUGACGGACGAAUGGCAGCAAUGGCUGCGAUCGCACAUUGAUCUAGCAAUAAGGAUCGCGGAGCGGCUGGAGGAGGCGAGGGAGGUCCUCAGGAAGUCCGAGACGGCGGCCAAAGAUAAGCCCGGGGAGACCUUGGACGAAGGGACCAAGGAGAAGAAGGAGGCGGCGUCGCAGUCCGUCGAGGAGGAGCCGGCCGAUCCCGAAGUGGCGAAGUUCUCGUCAAAGACAACUAUAUCCGUAACCACCGUGAAAACUGCGGCCAGCUCGAUCGGUAAGUACUCAAGCGUGUCCGGUGAACCCAGAAGUGAGUCCAGUAAGGCCAGAACCGUGAUCAGUAAGACAGCAUCGAAGCAAACUGUCCAGAAACAGCCGUCUGCAACUGGGACUUCGAAGUCAGAACCUGAAGAGCCCGCCUGGCCCGUGGGAGUGCCAUGGACACCGGAAGAAGAAGAAGAGGAGAAGGAAGUCGAAGAGGACGUGUUGCAAAAGCUGUCGAUGCCGAGGAACGAGGCGGAGAUGAAGGAGUACCUGAAGAAGUUCAAGGACGAGGCGGUGCUUUACAGAUCCUAUUACAAGCACUGGCGGGAGACAGCGGAUCAAACGAUGAGCGAAGUUGGCGGAAGACUCGUGAUGGCAACGUUCCUGGUGCAAGGCAAAAGGGAAGAGGCGUUGAAGAGGAUCGCUAAAACACGGGCGAAGGAUGAAGUUGUUAGACGGCAGAAGGUUAAAGCUGCUAAACGGGCAAGACUAGCUAAAAAACCGUCGGUUAGGUCAACCAAGUCUUCCAAGUCCGCAGCGUCUACGGGAUCCGUGUAUGUCACGCCGCCUGAGUCUCUGUCGCAGGCGGUCGAUGAUCCAGCCGAAGAGAUCGAGCCAGCUAAGACAGUCAAACCAGCUGAGAUAGCCGAGCCAGCUGGAACAGACGAGACACCUGAGAAGCCUGCAGAGUCCGAUAGCGCGGAGAAGCUUAAGUCGCCUGUGUCGUCGAAAAGCGCGGUUUCGAAGGUUCCUACGGAAAAGGAGACCGAGCCCGACGAAGCGUUGCGGGUGGACGAGCUGUUCCGAGACUGUGCUCGAGCUUGCGAGCCGAUACCGUACCACUUCUACCUGCGAUGCGAGCCAGACGUCGAGUUAGCUGGCGUGGAGGACGAGCACGACGAGAUUUUAGAAAUUGAUCUGACCCGUGAAAAGAUGCUCGGCACUCUGAGACGCGUGUGGUACAAUCUAGCGGAGAAGCCGUGCAAAGGCGGGAAGCCCUGGAUCUAGGGAACGCCGGUCCGGAUCUCGUUAAUAAAUAUUCCACACGGCGGUUCCGGGUAAACAAAUUCUGCGGCGAGGACCGGCGGAUCAUCGGGGUACCAUGAAACUUCGUGGGAACGAGAUUGAACGGGAAUGCAGCCGUGAAUAAGGUAUAAGCGGGACAGGUGCAUGGUCGCAUGGUAAUUAAAGCGCAUAGCGAAGUCGCGGAUCCAGGAUACACCUUGACUCGAGCAUCCUCCGGCCGAUUGGGAAUGAAUUUUGCACCUACUUGGAGCUCGUUUUCGAUCUAAUUUCGGCACUGCAAGACGCCGGCUUGUUCAGGAGACUUUGGGCGAACUUGAAGUUAUUUUGUCACGAACUAAGUCAAAUAGAAUUUUACUGUUUUUU